Punctularia strigosozonata HHB-11173 SS5 is the source of this 1377-nucleotide messenger RNA. Its product is annotated as actin-like protein Arp4p. The transcript is spliced from 10 exons. The record is from RefSeq and is a predicted model, not a curated record. Gene Ontology annotation, cellular component: SWI/SNF complex; NuA4 histone acetyltransferase complex. The coding region runs from base 12 to 1316 and encodes 434 amino acids. Gene Ontology annotation, molecular function: chromatin binding. Gene Ontology annotation, biological process: regulation of transcription by RNA polymerase II. Lineage: Eukaryota; Fungi; Basidiomycota; Agaricomycetes; Corticiales; Punctulariaceae.
CGUGAUCCAACAUGGUCCAGUACGGCGGUGACGAGGUCUCUGCUGUAGUCCUUGACAUCGGCUCGUCCUCUCUUCGCGCCGGAUACGCCGGGGACGACGCACCGAAGGCCAUCAUACCGACUAGCUAUGGGUACCUCCCCACGACCACAGACCACGAUGUCGAAAUGUCUAACGGAGAUGGAGCCGCCUCCGCCCCUGACCCUACCUUCUCCAAGAUCUUUGUCGGACAGCUCGGCCCGUCUGUCUGGCGCCCGGGGAUGGAGGUCGGAAACCCCCUUGUAGAUGGAUUGAUCAAGGAUUUCAACCCCAUCCCUCAUCUCAUCUCGCACGCAUUCAAGGAUGUCAUGCGGUGCGACAUUGCGGAGCACCCCGUCCUUGUCACCGAACCCGCAUGGAACACGCAGGAGAAUCGGGAGCGCAUGGCCGAGAUCAUAUUCGAGGAGUUCUCCGCGCCCGCAUUCUACAUUGCCAACACUGGCGUGCUCAACGCGUUCGCCGCCGGCAAGGGAUCCGCGCUUGUCGUCGAUGUGGGCAAGUCUCAAGCGAGCGUGACGCCUGUGGUGGACGGCUUCGUGCUCCGUAAAGGCAUGCAACAUUCUGCACUACCCCAGCUGGUCCAUGCGCAUGCGAAGCACAUCCUCAUCUCCGACAUACCCAAUGGACGGCCGCCCAUACAGCUCUUCCCUCACCAGUUGAUUUUGAACAAGCAGCCCGUAGAACCUGGAAAUGCGCCACGCUUCACCCUUCGUGAGGACAGAGUAGCCCAAACAACGAGUAGUUGGAAGGCUUGGUACGAAGCCCGCGAGGUCGAGGAAUGGAUCCAGAGCGUGGCCGGAUGCAUGGACCAAGGAUGGAAUGAUCAUGCCGCCGCCGCUCGUCCACCGAGGCAAUACGAGUUCCCGACCGGCUUCAGCACGUACUUCGGCGCUGAACGGUUCACCGUUGGCGAAAUGUUCUUCAGGCACUCUCCUCAAUUGGCGGCCCAGAACCCUAAUCUUCCAAAGACGAUACCGGCACUCGUGAGCUCAUCUCUCGCCAACUGCGAUCCGGACAUGCGCCAGAUCCUGCUCGCCAACGUCGUCGUCACCGGUGGAGGCAGUUUGUUUGCCGGGUUCAACGAGCGGCUCACGAACGAGCUGACCACCCACUUUGCCAACGUCAAAAUUCAUGCACCGGGAAACCCCAUUGAGCGCCGCUACGGCGGGUGGCUCGGCGGGAGCAUCCUCGCGAGCUUGGGGACCUUCCACCAGCUCUGGAUCAGCAAAGAGGAGUGGCAGGAACACGGGAGGCCCAUCGUUGGGCAACGAUGCAAAUAAAUCCCUAUACCUUGAUUUUUUUUGUGUCCAUAUGUACCCCGCCGCUGCUUGAAUCUCACUU